CGCGAGACAUCCGGGCUUUGAGCUGAUGCUUUUCGUUCUCCCUUUUCUCUGCUCCUCGCGUCAUCACGACAGCGCGGGAAGAAGACGCAGGAAUUACGCGAACCCCGUGUGUGCGCGAGUGAGGAGUGAGCGAGAGAGCGGGGGGGGGGGCGAGGAGGAGCAAAGCGGGGCAGAGCGGGCGGCGACUGGCGGCCUGGAAGACCGGAUGGGGCUGUGCUGUAGCGCGGGGUAAAGUUUCGUAAUUUUAAGCGAGAUGAAGCUCGCGGAACGGGCUAAGAAGAGAGAAAAUGUACCCAAGGAGUGAGCUUUUCGUAAAACCGUUCCUUUUGUCGGGUUGCCAGUUGUUUGGGGUUGCCGGAAAACAAUUAAAAGAGAGUAAAGGGGGAAGAAGAUCUUCGGAUCGGCAUCGUAAUUCGGGUUUGGCUGGUCUUAAAGGAAUCCACAAGCUGAAACCAAACUUACUGUGAACUACAAUAGACUCUUGCGGCCCAUGAAGUAACUAUCUCGGAGGAACUCUGUAACUGGAGAACAAGAGCAAUAGGAUGACAUCUCUUGUGGAUCCCAGGAUUAAACAAGCAUUGCGGAAAAAACCAUCAGAAAGAACUCAAGAGGUGGUGGUGGUGCAGGGACCUUAAAGGUUACAGGAACUGAGUACUAUCUAUUACUAUCUUCAUGGAAUGGACAUACUGUCGCAUCUCAGGGAACAUCAAUUAAGAAUCAUGACUUCCAGUGCACGUUACAAAAGGUACGAGGGAAAUCAAGUUCUGUUUUGCUCAGACACGAUUGCAAGAUGCUGGUAUAUUCUUCUUUCUGGAUCUGUGCUUAUGAAGGACUCCAUGUUCUUGCCACCCUGCAGCUUUGGCAAGCAAUCUGGAGGAAAACGGGGUUGUGAGUGCAUUGUAUUGGAGCCUUCUGAAAUGAUUGUGGUGGACAACUCAAAAGAGAAUGAAGACAACAUCCUGCAAAGGGAAGUGCCCCUCCGACAAUCUCGGCGGAGGUUUAGGAAGAUUAACCAGAAGGGAGAACGUCAGACCAUCACAGAUAACGUGGAUGUUAGUAGCUACCUUUUGCUUCCUGCAGACCUUACCAAGAUGCACCUCACAGAUGGUCAACAUUCACAGGUGACUCAUGUCCCUUCAAGCCAGUCUGGCUGCAGUAUUGCCAGUGAUUCUGGCAGCAGCAGUUUAUCUGACAUCUACCAGGCUACUGAAAGUGAAAUGGGAGAUGUAGAUUUAACUGGUCUCCCGGAGGCACCAGUAGAUUCUGAAGAUGAAGAAGAAGAAGAUGAAGACAUCGAUAGAACUUCAGAUCCACUGCUGGGCCGAGAUGUUGUACGGGAAUGCCUUGAAAAAGAACCUGCUGACAAAACAGAUGAUGAUAUUGAACAAUUACUGGAGUUCAUGCAUCAGCUUCCAGCAUUUGCCAACAUGACUAUGUCUGUAAGAAGAGAACUCUGCUCAGUGAUGAUAUUUGAAGUGGUAGAGCAAGCAGGAGCUAUCAUCCUACAUGAUGGGCAAGAACUUGAUUCCUGGUAUGUUAUUUUAAAUGGCACCGUGGAAAUCAGCCAUCCAGAUGGGAAAACAGAAAGUCUCUGUAUGGGAAAUAGUUUUGGGAUUACCCCUUCUCUGGAAAAACAAUACAUGAAUGGUGUGGUUAGGACCAAAGUAGAUGAUUGCCAGUUUGUCUGCAUAGCCCAGCAGGACUAUUGGCGAAUUCUGAACCAUGUUGAAAAAAACACACACAAAGUGGAAGAAGAAGGAGAAAUUGUUAUGGUGAAGGAGCACCGGGAGCUGGACCGCAGUGGAACCAGGAAAGGACAUAUAGUAAUUAAGGCAACACCCGAACGCCUCAUCAUGCAUUUAAUAGAAGAGCAUUCCAUUGUAGACCCAACAUACAUUGAAGACUUUCUGUUAACAUAUAGAACAUUUCUGUCAAGCUCUCUGGAAGUUGGGGGCAAACUCUUGGAGUGGUUUCAAGUAGACAGCCUCAGGGACAAGGUUACCCGAGUUGUACUACUAUGGGUGAACAAUCAUUUUAAUGACUUUGAAGGAGACACAGCCAUGACACGAUUUUUGGAAGAAUUUGAAAAAAACUUGGAAAAUGCGAAAAUGAAGGGGCACCUCAGGUUACUAAACAUUGCCUGUGCUGCCAAGGCAAAGUGGAGACAAAUUACAUUGCAGAAACCUUCCAGAGAUUCCCCACUUUUCUUCAGUCUGCUUGGAGGAAGUGAAAAGAGUUUUGGUAUUUUUGUAGAGACAGUGGAAUCGGGAAGCAAAGCAUCAGAAGCUGGGCUUAAACGUGGUGAUCAGGUAAUGGAAGUCAAUGGGCAAAAUUUUGAGAACAUUACGUUUGCAAAAGCCAUGGAAAUCUUAAGGAACAAUACCCAUCUUUCCAUUACUGUAAAAACAAAUAUUUUUGUGUUCAAAGAACUGCUUAGCAGGAUAGGGCAGGAGAAGAAUGGCAUCCCACAUAUUCCCAAAAUUGCAGAAAAGAAAAAUAAUCGCUAUUCCAUCCCAGAUAUUCCUGGAGAUGUUGAACAGAUGUUUCCACGUGAAAAAGGAAACAAGAAAAUAAAAGCAAACACUGUGUCUGGUGGAAGAAACAGAAUCAAGAAAAUUUUAGACAAGACACGAUUCAGCAUCUUGCCUCCAAAGUUGUUCAGCGAUGGCAGUGUAAGCCAGUCACAGGAUGACAGUAUUGUGGGAACAAGACAAUGCAGACACAGUUUGGCAAUCAUGCCCAUUCCUGGUACACUUUCAUCCAGCAGUCCUGAUCUCUUGCAGCCUACAACCAGCAUGUUAGAUUUUUCUAACCCUUCAGCGGUUGGUUUUUACUACAUUCCAGAUCAGGUUAUAAGAGUUUUCAAAGCUGACCAACAAAGUUGUUACAUUAUCAUCAGUAAAGACACUACAGCAAAAGAAGUUGUAAGCCAUGCAGUGCAUGAAUUCAAUUUGACAGGAGCUCCAGACACCUACUCUCUCUGUGAGGUUUCUGUGAGUCCUGAAGGAGUGAUCAAGCAAAGAAGGCUUCCUGAUCAGUUCUCAAAGUUAGCAGACAGAAUUCAGCUCAAUGGGAGAUAUUAUCUGAAAAAUAACAUGGAAACAGAGACUUUAUGCUCAGAUGAAGAUGCUCAAGAAUUGCUCAGAGAGAGCCAGAUUUCUCUUUUACAACUAAGUACCAUUGAGGUGGCUACUCAGCUAUCCAUGAGAGACUUUGAAUUAUUUCGGAACAUUGAGCCUACCGAAUAUAUCGAUGACCUGUAUAAGCUUGAGUCUAAAACGGGAAAUGCUCACCUAAAACAGUUUGAGGAUGUUAUUAAUCAAGAGACAUUUUGGGUUGCUACAGAAAUUUUAUCAGAGUCAAACCAGCUCAAAAGGAUGAAGAUCAUAAAACAUUUUAUUAAAAUUGCUCUCCACUGUCGAGAGUGCAAGAACUUCAAUUCUAUGUUUGCUGUUAUAAGUGGUCUUAAUCUGGCACCAGUAGCUCGACUCAGAGGUACAUGGGAGAAGUUACCAAGCAAAUAUGAAAAGCACCUUAGAGACCUUCAAGAUCUCUUUGACCCAUCUAGAAACAUGGCAAAGUAUCGCAACAUCCUUAGCAGUCAGAGCAUGCAGCCGCCAAUUAUUCCACUCUUCCCUGUUGUCAAGAAAGAUAUUACAUUUCUGCAUGAAGGAAAUGAUUCAAAGGUGGAUGGCUUGGUAAAUUUUGAGAAACUCAGAAUGAUUGCCAAAGAAAUUCGUCAAGUUAUCAGGAUGACCUCUGCUAACAUGGAUCCUGCUGUAAUGUUCAGACAAAGGAAGAAGAGGUGGAGGAGUUUGGGAUCGCUGAGCCAGGGCAGCACAAAUUCAAACAUGUUAGACGUUCAAGGCGGUGCUCACAAGAAGCGUGCCCGGCGCAGCUCUCUUCUCAAUGCCAAAAAGCUGUAUGAGGAUGCUCAGAUGGCUAGGAAAGUCAAACAGUACUUGUCCAAUCUGAAUGUGGAAACUGACGAAGAAAAGUUCCAAGUCAUGUCACUUCAGUGCGAACCUGCAUAUAGCACUUUGACAAAAAACUUAAGUGAGAGACGAGGUGCAAAAGUUGCAGAAAUGUCUCCAAUUCCACUAAGGUCAGUCGGCCAAACUGCAAAAGCCCAUCUACAUCAGCAAAACCGAAUGAGUCAAGUCCUUCAGGUUCCAGCUGUUAAUUUGUACCCCAUUAGAAAAAAGGGACCCGGAAAGGACCAUGUCACUUUCAGUGCAGGUUCUCCUCAGAAGUCAACCAGUUUGACUGAAGAAGUAAAUAGUAAAAAACAAGCAGAAGAUAAUAUAUCGAUGGCAUCCUCUUUACAUUCUAGUCCUCCUACUUCUCCUCAAGGCUCUCCACGCAAAGUUGGAAACCCUCAGAGGUCUGAUAACUGCAACCAGGUUAAUCUCUCUGGCUCAUCAUCUUCGCUUGCUAGUGAAACCAGCAACAAGAACAGUGGACAACGUAGCUAUGGAAUAGGCUAUGCCUUGAUACCAUCUGCCAAAUCUGAGAAUUUCUCGGAUUCCAGCCACAGUGAGAUCUCUUCACGGUCCAGCAUUGUGAGCAACUGCUCCGCAGACUCCAUGUCUGCAGCCCUCCAGGAUGAGAGAUGCUUGCCUCAGGCCAUUGUGGUAGUGGAUUCUGUAGGAGCCGUGGAAAGGAAAGAGCACCCUCAACCAUCCUGUGAAUACAGCCAGCCUUGCACUGGUUGGCCACUUCCUAGAGCUUCAGUGAUGCGAGGGUUGCCUGUACCAUCUUCCAUGAGUACUGAGGAGAUUUCCCAUGAGCAUAUCACAAUAGAAGCAGCAGAUAGUGGUCGUGGAAGCUGGACCUCUUGCUCAAGUAGUUCUCAUGAUAACUUCCAAAAUAUCCAAAACCAAAAAGGAUGGGACCACUUAAACUCUUACCGCCACACACAUUUAGAAAGAACCAUUGCUGAAGUGGAACCAUCAUCAAGUUUCUGUCCCGAAGAGACUCAUUUGCAAUCCAGUACUCAUUCAAACAGCAGCAGGCAAUCAAAAGCUGGCAUGGAUUUCGAUCAGUCUCGGCAAAGCUGGGCUUCUUCAAGUUCUCUAUCUGACACGUAUGAAGCAAACUACGGGACUAUAAAACGAAGAGGACUUGACAGCUUAACAGCAGAGCAAGCUGAAGUUUUGGACUCGAAAGCAAGCAGUGAUACAGCUUACAAAACGGUCACUUCAAGUACGGAAAGAGGCCUCAUAGUGUACUGUGUCACCUCAUCUAAAGAGGACAAUAGGUAUAGGGAACCACCGCCCACCCCACCAGGAUAUAUGGGGAUUUCUUUAGCGGACAUAAAGGAAGGAUCACCUUACCACCCACACUUAAAACCUCCAGACUAUAGUGUGGCGGUGCAGAGAUCAAAGAUGCUGCAUAGCAAGCUCUCUAGGCUCUCAUCUGCUCCUCUGAGUAGCGAACCUGUGGCGUGUUUUCCAAAGAAGAUGCCUCAGUGGCAUAGUCGGCAGCCGUCCCAUCCUAAGCUAGCAGAUAUGACUGACGCAAAUAGUGAAGAGGAUGAAGAUGAGCAAGUAUCAGCAGUCUAGCCUUUUUGCUUCCUGAGAAAAUUGCCUCGAGGCAUAGUAACAUCAGAAGAAGGAAUUGUACAAUUCUGUCAGCUGUAGCCGACAGCUUGCUGCUAUUGACUUCAAAUGUUGCAUUUGCCUCUAUUCUGAACAAUAUGAUGAACCUCUUUGGAUCAUAAUGUUGAACUCACUUCAGUCUGUCAUGAUCAGCACCACAGCCUAAGAAAACUGUUUGUCUGUGACAGAGACAGCUAUGUCCAGGGAGCACUGGCCCUCUGGGUCAAGACAUCAGUAUCCAAAAGGACCUGACUUCUAAUGCAUUGGGGCCACCUGAAACUUGGAAGUGUUUUCUGUAGAAAAUCUAUGGAAACUUUUGGUAGACUCCACUCAAAUAUUUUCUAUAUGACCAUUACAGCUCUCAGUUGAAGAAUGUUAUUUUAUGUACUGAUGGAAAUUGUGAAACUUUUUAGCAAAACCAAGGAAAUUUCUGCAGCAAUCUGAAGAGUAAUUUAUUAAUUUGGAGUUUAUAUAAGAUUUUUUUCCCCAUUUAGUGUAUUUGGGAAUGCUCUGGUUGGCUAAUGUGAAUGCUUUUACAAAGAAAGUAUGGUAACAAAUUAUCUAGGUGUUAAAAAAAUGUCUUACUAGCUAAACAAAUUGGACUUCAGGGGAACUAGAUGUUCAUGAGUGCAGCUAGAGGUUUGCACACAAUACAGCAUCAACCUCUGGUGAAAUGCCAAGCCCUGAGGUGUGUAUCAAGUGUGCUUUAAUGUGCAUACUGUAGUGGAAUGCUGCCAUCUGUUGGUCCUGUCUUUUAAAACUGGUGAAGUACGUGUGACUGUCCUUUUAACUGUCAAAUGACUGAGGAAAGAUCUGCCACAUUUUCUCCCACAUUCCUCUUCCUGCCCUCAAAGUGAAUCAUGGUAUAUGUUGAAUUUUACAGCACAAUCCACAGGGGAACCUCUCUACUGCAAGUCAUUCUGAGUGCAAGAAGUACAAGGGGAAUGUCUCUCUGUGUGAAUUGUGUCCUACGUUUGCAAAUUGUGUCCACUCCAAGGCUUACUUAUCAGGUUAGAGUAGCCAGCUGGAGGUGUUCAGAACUUACAAGCAGAGCCGCAGACAUGGGAAAGGCUCUUACUGUUCUUUUAAAAAGGGAAACAUCAUCAUGUUUAUGUACAUUGCUGUGCUUGAUUUCUGAAAUGAGGGGCUCCUGGCUUCAGAUUUACUUGGAAAUGGCAUCCUCUGAUCUGGGAUGUGAAGGCUGGUUGCAGUUACUUUGGUGGUUGGAGAUUUGUUUUGCAGCAGAUCAGAUAUGUUCUCCAUUAGUAAACUUUCACAUGAUCCAGGCUAACCCUUAUAUUUGGAAACAAGUUGAGGACUCAGUCGCAGCACAGUUUGGCUCCAGUUAAGUUGCUGUUAAGUUGUCAGGGUUCUCCACAACCAUGACAACUUAGGAUACAAGCAAAUAUGUUUUGUAUUGGUCUUCAAGAAUAAUUGCUUAUCACAAGAUUUGCUGCAAUUGGGAAUUUGAAUAUUUGCUCUGCAGAGUAGUCUGCUCGUCUCCCUGGACUUUCAGCAGGAGUGCGUUUGUGUAUUUCAGGCUCAAGAUCACCCCUCAUUUCUCCCUGAAAAUACCUGAGGUAUAGGGUCUUUACAAAUCAGGUAGUACACCCUUAAGAUUCACCUAUGAAAUUAAACGUGUUGUGUAUUGCCAUACACAGGGCAUACAAAUGCAUUCCCCAUCCCGCCAGUGACAACCACAUGUGAGAGACAAAGCGGGUCUUGUUCCUCUAAAUGUACUGCUUGGAAGCAGUGAGACCAUUGCUGCUUUUAGGUGUUUGGCUAGCCCAGUGUGACUGCAGAAAUCAGUUCCCUCUUUUUCUCCAGGCUUGAGGACAGGUCAUGGAAACUCAUCUCUGCUUUCGCACUGAGUUUCAGAGAUGUUUGGAAGAUGAACCUCAGAAGCUCAAUGCAACUGUGGGUGCCAUCUUUCUCAGGCUACAGCCUUUCACUGGAGGAAAGUUAGGACUUCAUCUUUGAAAUUGUCAGGCUUUUGAGUUGCACUGUUAGAUAUGAGACUUACCCCAGGUUGAGGGAAGAACAGGGUUGGUGUUGUCUCCAAAAUCUGGUGUUGACUCCAAAUCUGGGAUAGCUGCCAAGGCAAACUUAGCCAAAAGGUGUGGGUCCCUGGCCAUUUAUGGAAUAUAAUGCAUGUGUAUCAUUCAUGCACACGUGUGCACAUUUGUGCACACACACUUCACAGUUAAGGGACAAAGCAAAGUGAUUAUUUAUAGUCAAGGUAAGCUGAGGUUGCAUCUUUACUUAGCCAACCAGAGUACAUGGAUAAACUGGAGUUAUCUGCAUUUGUUUUCUUCCUCUAGCACAUGAUGGUGACCCAGUCAAACAUUAUAAAUGGACAUGAAUGUGUCGAUGUAUAUUUCAAGUUUACUUGUAAAUAAUAAUAUUGUAAAUGUUUACAAUCAAAGCUAGAAUGAAAUUUUGUCAGUUUUACAGGUGCCUCAGAGUAUAACUUAUUUUUACACUUCAAGUUAUAAAGAGCUUUCAGAUUUUCUUUUGUGUGAGAGGCAAAUGCAGCAUAUACUGGCAGGAUCCAAACACAAGUACCAAAAAUAAAAUUACGACCCUGAAGCCUUCCAUAUGCAUUACCCACUGAUGUAGGACAGUGCUAGCUAAUUGGAAGGUUGAAAGAACUUGUGUCCUCUUCUAAAUUUCUAUGUGCCAGUUGCAGUAUUUCUUACUUCGAUGCCUUCUUGUAACUUUAAGCAACAAACCAGUGAAGACUAGGAUGAAAUGGAGAGGCUACCUAAUUCAUCAUUUAAUUGGCUGACCAAGAUUAUAGCCUUAAGUGUCCGGGAAAUACAAGUGGCCCUUGUUAUUCAUGGGGGUUCCGUUCCACCCUACAGCCACAGAUAACAAAACUGUGAAUAAUGAAACUUUAAGUCAAUGGGGCGGCGGGGGUGGGGGUGGGGGGGUUGGUUCAGGAGCCCUGGAACAGUGGCCCCUAGCUCCUCUAGUAGCACUCCAUCAGGGGAUCUGUUACCUCUAGUACUGCGUAAUUGCAAAGUUUCCCCACACCACAGUUGAAGUCCAACACCAAGCAGCACCAAUCCCUGGCCUGAUUGGUUGGUAGGCUGGCUAAAGAGGCAGCACAGAACUGACUCCAGUUCAAAUAAACACACACGGGAGUUUCUUCACUCUGCUGCUGGGGUUUGCAGCACCCCAUCUCUAUCUUUCUCUCUCCAGUCUCUGGCCUUCAGCAGCAAGAGUCAAGUUUAAGAAGCAGUGGAGUUCCUUCAGUCCACCGCUGGAUCUGCAGCACUCCUGCUCUGGUCUUCUGCUUGGAGCACAGAUCAGGUAGCAGAGGCAGACCUGCUGCAGACAUUGUCAUCGUCGUCAUCCUCUUCCUCAUCGAAGCCAUGGAAAGUGGAGGUGUUGCUUUCCAAUUAUGACUCUGCAGCUGUGGUGGUGGAUGCAGCUACUUUUUCAAUGUACCUAGUGAUGGUCCUUUAGUGCCCUUAUAGUUUGCAAAGCAACCUCCAGCUGCCUUUUGAACUGGAUGCUGCGCUCCAUCAGGGGAUCAAGUCUGUCAAGGCAGUCCCCAGCUGUCGGUUUGUCAGUCAAGGCAGUCCCCAACUGCAGAAUCUCAGAGAGCCCCUUUGUAGAGAAGGGCUUGGGGCACAUCUCUUCCUCUUUCUGCUCUUCUUCCUCUCUCUCAGGAGCUGCCUGGAUAAUGUCCUCCCAAGUUUUCCUCAGUCAACUCCUCCUAAUGGGAUGUCUUGCAGGCCUUCUCCAUGGUGCUCCACUUCAUCAGCUACUGAGGGAAUGGCUACAGCAGAUGAAGAGGUGACUCCCCCAGGCCACAACUUCUUCCAGACUGUGUUCCAUGUGUGGGAUUUGAUCUCUGCAAGGGAUGCCAUGGUGUUCUCAAUGCCAUCUGCUAUGCUGUAGCAUCACAAUUGCUGACAGACAGAGGGAAAUCAGCUUCCAUGAAAUCCAGCAUGGUGCCACGAGUGUACUAUGACUUGGAAGUUGUGAUCAGAUCUCGGUCCAUCGGUUAAAUCAAGGAGGUGGUUUGGGGCGGCAAGAAGAUGAUCUGCAAGUUCAGGUGUCCAAACUUCAGGGUUUCAGGAUGGCCAGGGAUAUUGUCGAGCACCAAGAGGACUCUAAAGGCCAGGUUCUUGGAGGCCAGAUACCUCUGCACCUCAUGCAGAAAACACUUGUUCACCCAGUCAGAGAAAAGCUCUGCAAUCACCCAUGCUCUCCUAUUGACUCUCCAGAAGAUGGAAGCUGGCUCCAUCCCUUUCAGGGCACAAGAGUUCUGUGUGCAGUACAGGAGUAUGGGCUUGACCACACAGUCCCCUGCAGCAUUGCCACAUACCAGCAAAGUCAGGCAGUCCUUGGCUGCCUUGAAACCCAGAGCAGUUCUUCCUUCUUUGCUGAUGAAGGAGCAAUGGAUAUUUAAAAUCAAUUUUAAAGGAUACAAUUCUUGAAAUCAAUUUUCCGUGGAUACUGUACAAUAUUUGCAAUCACUUUUCAAGAUACAGUAUUUAAACGCAAUUUUAGUGGAUACUUAAAGUCAACUGGUUUUUAAUUGCAAUUUAAAUUAACUACAGUUAUACAGUACAGUAGUAUACUGUAAUUAAGAUUAGAAUUGAAUUUUUAAUUAAAAAUAAAACAUCAAAAUUAAAAUUAAAUUUAUUAAAGUGAUGAUCAGCAUCUUACCAGGGUUGCACUAUGCUUCAAGAGGCUCCUCCAAGAAACUCCACAGGAAUGGCUCAAGAAAAGCUCCCAAGGGCUCCCACAGGCUUGCAAAGGCUCCGCAGAAAUAUCUCCAAAAGGGUUCUAGCUCAAUGGCUCCUUAAGGACAUCAAAGGCUACGCAAAGCUGCCAAAUGCUCUUUAAAAUGUCUUUUUGAAGCACAAAAAGCUCUAAACAUGCAGACCAAAGCACUCCUCCAUCCUCCUCCAAACUCCUCUCACAAUCCAUGAGCACAUGCAGGAAGAACACGACUAUAUAAGGAUAAAACGGCACACCAAAAACCAUGGAUACACAAAACCACCAUACCGCAGAUAACAAGGUUGGGUCUAUAUUUCCCAACCACAGAUAGGUGACACUGUGGGUAAUGAGGGCCACCUGUACUAGGUGAGAAAUCAGUUUGCUGGUGUCCCCCCACCCCCGCUUCAAGGCCUUAUGAAAACAGGGCCUUAAUGAAAUAUUUAAAUCCAGUUCAAGUUGGCAUCCAUGACUUCAACAUUAUAACACUGACACAGGUAUAAGCCACAGUGAAACUUCCCUACACAGACCCCACUGGGUGUUCCACAGUAGCGCAACAUCCACUCAUUUCAUUGGGGCUUGUAUAGGGUACGUUCCUGCUGGAUUCUUUCAUAGGCCACAACUCCAGACAGCCAUAGCAGAGGCAGGAGAACAGCACACACAGCCAGAUGUUCUUACUGCAGCUGCCUGCCCGGAAGAAUAGGCAAACUGCUCUUCUGUUUAAAAUUGUGAGUUGCUUGUACAGCCAGCUUGACUGGCUUCACCUCCAGUGGUGAAUGCAUUUCCCCCCAGUUUUGCUAUGCCUGUCUAAGAAUGCAGCCACAAUUGCCAAAAACAGCUUGUAAACCUCAAGCCUUAGCAGUUAGGCACCACUUGAUAAAUGCAUUAAUUGAGCUUGUGGGUGGCUUAACUGAACUAAACUGCACUUAAUUGCAAACAGAAAAUAUGGUGUUUUGGGCCAAUAAUACAAUUCCUCCGUAACCUCAUGUAUUUGUUUCCUCCUGUAGGAAGAAAACUAAAGUAUGGAAAGCCUUCUCCCUUGAGGGUAAUCCUUUUUCCUCUUUAUUAGCCUGAUACUCCUUACAUUCAUGUCACUGACAAAACCUCAAGGUCUAAGUACUUCAUCAAAAGUCCAUUGAACCAGCCAUUGAACCUCCUUGAAUUUGGUGUUUCCAUAUCAACAGAAUCAGUAAUACUCUGUUUUUAAGUACACUGGUUUUGAAACCAGGGCACAUCUUGCUUAAUUGUGUUUUCCUAAUAUAGAGCCAAUAUUGUGUAAAUAUGCUCUGGAUAAGUGAGCUCUUUUGACUGCUUCAGAUUUGCACAAUGCGUUGCCUCAACCUGCCCUUGCUCUAAUCUUGAUCUUUACUUUUUUUUAACUCAACUGAUCACAUUGAUCAGAGACAUCAGCCAAAAUUGGGUGGGUACAAAGAGACAGCAUUCCCAUUUUUAAUCAGUUUAUAUUAAAACUUGACUUAAUCCUGCUUCAUGCUGUUUAUGCAACUUCUAUUCAUAAAUUUAAUUGAUGAAUUACAUUACGAGCUUGUUCUGUGCUUUUGGACCACGUUAUGUAACUUCUACAAUCUUGACUUCUAUCGGGUUUGAAAUGUCAAUUUCUCUUUGUACACAUCAGCUAUGCUGUAUACUUCUUUCUCGCAAUAUAUUGUGAGGAAAAUGUGUCAAACCAAACAGGACAGAAACUUGUGCAUAUGAGGAGUGUUUGGAAAUAGCAAACAUCAAACUAGUAUUAGUUUAUGCCUCCAUGAAGCCAUAUGAAAUAGAACAGCCUGUCUUUUAACAUGCACAGCUAGAUGUGUGACCUGUACAUAAUUUAUGCUUGCCAGUUGACUGACCAGUAAGUGCAUUUUGCUGCUGGACUUACACUUUUGGCAAACUGUUGUGAAAAUGUGCAUAAUAUUAGGGUAGAAAAAUGUUACUCUAGGUAUACGGAUGUUUUCAAAGUACUAAUUUGGAGAUGUGCAUUUUCUCACAUGUAUGUUUCUUAGCCUGAUAUACAUUGUCACCUAAGAGAUACUAAAAUAUCAUGGUCUCACCUGAAGGGUACAAUGUCAGCCUUUAUAGAUGCCUUUCUAUGCUAAAGUUGGAGAAUUUUGUGCUGUAGAGAGCAUUUUUAUUUAGAUCUUCAAAAUCUCUUUGAAAGACAGGAUCUAGCCAUAGAAUGAGGCAAUUCCAAAUAAUAAUAAGUGGCAGGGCCUCCCAAAGCAUUUGUCUGUAGAACAAAAUCCCUUCUUUAAACUCAUCCGAAGAGGUAAGAUGGAAGAAAUGAAACCUGGUCCACUCAACGUUUUUUGCUCAACUAUUUUAUUUGUGGGCAACAGCACAGCUACAUAAACAUUUCCUUAAAUGUUGUUCCAAUUGCUGUCAAAAACUGAUUAGGAAAAGAGGGAUACUUUCUCUUGGAUAUAAAGCUUUUAAUGCCAACUUCUUAAAAAUGGGGUGGGAAAUAAUCCACGCCUGGUUCACUUGUCUAUCUUUCUUCCUGUUGUGCUCGUCAUUGUCUUGUCUUUAAUUUGUUUCUCUCUCUCUCUCUCUAUAUAUAUAUAGAUAUACAUGGAAUGCAGUUUAGCUUGAUAUUAAUGACAUUUUGCAUAUGUGAGCAUAUGGGCAAAAAACUGCACAGUUGUAAUGGUAUUCUGAUAGCAAUUGUAACUGCACAAGUCAGUGAUUGUAAAGUAUUCUGUAACAAGCAAUGUCCGUCUUCUAUUUUUUGAUACCUCUUACACUUAUGUCUUUUAGAAAGACAGUGCCUCUGUAUGCUUUUUUGUAUUUUUACUGAGUGAUUGUAAAUAUUUGUUAUAUUUUUGGUUAAGAGAAUGUUUAAAAGUACUGUUUAAUAUCCAAUCUACUAAUGUUGUCAGAACCAAUAAACUACCCACUUAAUAUGGA
This is a messenger RNA of Hemicordylus capensis (graceful crag lizard), 13241 nucleotides long. RefSeq names its product Rap guanine nucleotide exchange factor 6 (gene RAPGEF6). The record is from RefSeq and is a predicted model, not a curated record. NCBI's taxonomy places the organism in Eukaryota, Metazoa, Chordata, Lepidosauria, Squamata, Cordylidae. Gene Ontology annotation, biological process: small GTPase-mediated signal transduction; positive regulation of ERK1 and ERK2 cascade. Gene Ontology annotation, molecular function: guanyl-nucleotide exchange factor activity; protein binding. The coding region runs from base 678 to 5564 and encodes 1628 amino acids. The transcript is spliced from 32 exons.